This is a messenger RNA of Plasmodium relictum, 3843 nucleotides long. Its product is annotated as conserved Plasmodium protein, unknown function. The record is from RefSeq and is a predicted model, not a curated record. The transcript has a single exon. NCBI's taxonomy places the organism in Eukaryota, Apicomplexa, Aconoidasida, Haemosporida, Plasmodiidae. Bases 1 to 3843 code for a protein of 1280 amino acids.
AUGCAAAAAUGUAUUAAUUUUUCUAUUUACAUUGUUUUUUUGUUAGUUUUAAAUAUUUAUUGUGUAAAAGUAAAAAGUAACUGUUAUAGUUACGCAAUUAAUAAAAUUUCUAAUUAUAAACAUAAACACAAAAGGAAAAUAAUCAGAAAAUAUGCAAAAAAAAAAAAAGUGAAAGAUGAAUAUGAGGAAUAUUUUAAAGAAUUAGAUAAAUUAUUCAAUGAAUGUGAUUAUGAUGACAAACAAGUAGAGGAAGAAGAAAAAAAAAAAGAACAAGAAUUAAAUUCUAUUACUGAAAAAGAUUUACUUGAUAUAAAUUUUUGUAAUUAUGAAAAUGAUCCUAGAAGUUUAUCUAAUUUAGUUAAGGAUAAAAGCAAAGAAGAAAUAGAAAAGGAAAAAUUAAUAGAAGAAGAAAAAAGAAAUAGAAAUGAAAAAAUAACAAUGCAGUACAGUUAUGACUAUGAUAGGGUUUUGAAAAAAAAAUUUCUUGAAGAAAAAAUAGAAUAUAAAAAGAAAUUUACUUUAAAAGAAAAAAAAGAAAAUAUAGUUGAAAGUGUUGAUAUUAAUUUAAUGAACGAUUUUUUAAAUAAUUAUAAAAAUGAUUUUCCCAGAUCAUUUUACAAAGGAAAAAGGGAUAAAUAUUUUGGUAGAGAAGAUAUAGUAAAUGAUGAAGAUAAUGAAAAUAUAGGAGGUGAAAAAAAUAAGGAAAUGCCUGUAAAUGAAGAAAAUAAAGAAGAAAAUAUAAAUGAUAAAAUGCUAAGAGAAAAUUUAGAAAGUAUAGAUUUUUUAAAAAAAAUAAAAAAUGAUUUUUAUAUUGAAAGAGAUAAUUACAUAAAUGAAUCGAUAGAAGAAAUUAAGAAACAAUAUAAUGAUAAGAUCAUUAAUAGAGAUAGCAAAAAUAAAGAUUUUGCUAAUAGUUAUCUUAAUACGAAUUUUAAUGAACAAAAGAAAUUAGAUAAGUAUAAAGAAUUUGAUGAAUUUGUGAGUGAAAAAAUAAAAAAUAGUGCAACAGAUGAUAAUAUAAACAAGUUAAUAAUAAAAAAAUAUAUAUACAUGUUCCAAUUAGAUGAAGAAAUAAAACAAAUAAAUGAGAAAAUAAAAAAAAGUGAAAAUGUUGGUACUAUUUUAGAUAUAUUCAAAGAUAACAAAAGGUUAAACAUAAUAAAUAUUAUGUAUGCUUUUAUAUAUAUAUAUAGAUUUAAAACUCUAAAUAUAAAUGAAUAUUUAUAUGAUAAAAGAUUUGCAUAUUUAACUUAUGCAUUAGAAGAACUACUAAAAUAUUAUUUAUAUGUACUUAAUGAAAAAAAAUAUAUAAAUACUAGGACAUUAAUUUUGAAUGAUAAAAACAUAAUUUUUCUAAUUAAAUAUAUGAAUCGUUUAAAACUAUUUUACAUUAAUUUAAAUAUAUAUAACUUGCUAAUUUUAAUUUUGUCAAAAUCAUUUCACAUGUUUGAUAUUAAUUCAUUUAUUAUUUUAUUGGCUUACUUAAAUGAAUACACUUAUUUUAGUAAUAAUGUACAUAAAAAAAUAAAUAUAUCAAUAAUACAUCAAAUUUUUAAUUAUUUUAAAACAAAAGGAGUUCAAUCAUCAAAUAUUAAUUUUAAUCAUUUUAAAUUAUUACUUCCUUUAUUAAUAAAAUAUAAAUAUAUGGAUAAUCACACAUUUAAAUUAUUAUUCCAUUACUUUGAGAAAGAUAUAAAUCAAAUUUUGGAAUUCUUAAAAGAUGAAAGCAAUUUAGAAGAAAAAGAAAUUUCUGAUUUAUUAUUUUAUGAUGUAAAAACAAAAGAACAAACAAAAAAUAAGGAAAAUUAUAUUUCCUAUUUAAAAUAUAAGAACAUGGUUGAAAGAAAAAAAAAUAUGAAUUUUUUAGCGCAAUUACUACAUUAUUUGAUGAUAUCUAAAUUUAAUGAAAGAGAUGAAAUAGUAUUUAAUUUAAUAAAAAUAUUUAUAGAUCAUUUUAAUUUAUUUGAUAUAGAAGAUUUAUUGAAUAUUUUAUUUAACUAUGAAUUAUUUAAAAAUGCUAAUAAGGAUAUAAUGAUUCGAUGUAAACAAGAAUUAUUAUGUAAAAAAAGUUUAUUAAAAGAUUAUGAAAUAAAUAAAAUUUUAUCUUUUUUCAUAUAUAAUUACAGAAAAGGUAUAAUUUUUGAAAAUUAUUAUUCCAAUUUUUUUAGAAAUAAAAAAUAUACAAUACUAAGAACUAAUAAUAAUGAAAAAAGUAGUUUAAUUUUAGAUAAAAAUAUAAAUAACAGUUAUUAUAAAGAAUUUGAAGUAGAAAAAUAUAAGUAUAUGAUAAACCAGAGUGAUAAUAAAAACAGUAUUAGUAAUACUAAUGAAACUAUUAACAAUUGCAAUGAUAAUGCAUCUAGUGAUAAAAAGGAAAAUAAUAAAUAUGGCAUCAAUGAUGAAAAAUAUAUUAAUAUAAAUAAUAUAGGUAAUUAUGACAGUAGUAAUCAAAAUAUCAAUAGUAAUGAUGCUCAUACAAAAAAAAAACAGGAUAUAAAGAAUUAUUUGAGUGAAAAAGAAAAUAAUGAUAUAAUAAAAGAAGUAUUAAAAAAAAAAAAAGAUAUAAAAUUAUUUAAACAGAAUUCUAUUUUGAAUAAAACAACUUUUAAGGAUUCUUUGUUCCUCUAUGAUUUAACUCAUGAUAUUCACAUAUAUGUUAAUUUUAGGAAUGUCCAUUUACUAAAAUUUAUUUAUAAUUUAUAUUUAUUAAGCAUAUUAUUUUAUAAAAAUCCUGAUGCUAUUCGUAUUGUUUCCGAAAUAGCAAAUGAUCUAGUAGACACGAAUAUCUUUUCCUUUAUUGAUCAGUAUUCUUAUUAUCUGUAUGAAGACAUUUAUAUUGUAAUAAAAGCAUUUAAGUAUAUUUCAUUUUUUUCAUUAGAUUUAAUAAGUAUAUGGAAAAAAUUCUUUUUUCUUUUACAUAAUUUUGUUAACGCAUUAAAUAUAGAAAGUAUUUAUGAUAUAUUUUUUUUUAUUAAGAUUGCUAAUAUUAUUAAUUUGAAAAAUGAAAAUUAUGAUGUUAUGAAAUUAUUAACUAGCAGAAUGAAACAAAUAUUAGAAAUUCUCUAUAAGUAUAAUAUUAAAAAAUUUAAUACAUAUCCCCAUACAUAUAUUUUAAAUAUUAUUAGUCUUAUAAAAGAAGAUGAAAACGAGCAUAUUAAAGAGUUUAUUAAUUUUUUCUUUUAUUCUAUUUAUAAGAAGAUAGAAGAUUUAUCAUUACAGUUCAAUUCUUCAGGAUAUAAAGAAAAUUUAAUAAGCAAAAUAUAUGAAGAUAAAAACGAAGAACAUAAAAAUAGAAAAAAUGAAAAUAACAUUGCACAUGAAAGUCAAAAUGGAAAUUCUGAAAAAUUGAAAAAUCUAAGUUACUUAUCAUCAUCUGAAAAUAAUUUUUUUAAGUGGAAUGAAGUAUAUAAAAAUGUUAAUAAUUAUAUCUAUAACUUUAAAGAUAUUAGAAUUUUUCUAACUAUUUUUUUAAAAAAUUACAAAGAAAAUCAAGAAAUAUUUAAUUUACGAAUUAUUGAUUUUAUAUUAUGGAAUUCUGAAAUGUUUUUUUUAAAAAUGAAUAGAAAUAAAUAUUAUUAUCAUAGUAUUUAUUUAUUCGGUGAAGAAAUGAAUGAAUUUUUAGGUCUUCUUAAAACUGUUGUUAAAAGUAAUUUAUAUAACCACUACAUUAUGCAUAGGUGUGUUAAUAUAAUUAAAUAUAUAAUAAAUAUUCAAAGUGUCCAUAAUGAUACUUACCACUUGAAAAAUAAUAUUUAUAAAAAUUUCUUUUUAAAUUUUAAUAAUAUGAGUAAUAUAAAUGUUUGGAAAUAUAUUAGAAAGAAAUUCUAUGUUAGUGCAUAUUAA